UCAUUAUAGUGGACACCCUUAUAUUUCUCUCUCAAAUACUCUUAUACACACACACACACACUGCUUGAAUUUGUCGCAUGGGGCGCCACAAAUGACUCUCAUCGCACUUGUUCUUUCCACUACUAUGACCAGAUAUCUCCCUCUCUACGCUCUAUUCUCCUUCUUCUGCUUCUUUUGUUUCCAUGGAUUCUUCUCUGCAAAUCACCACCACACUUCUUCGCUUUCAGACAUCAAUUUUCUAUUCAAUCUUAAAGCUGAUGCCAAUCUCUUCUUCAAGAAUAUAGAGAAAAGCAAUAUUUUGGAGAUAGGUGGAGGCCGAGUGAGAGGAAGCAGCAUAGGGCCGAGAAGGCUACUACUGGGAGGUCCGGGGUCAUCGCCACCACGUUGCGCGUGGAAAUGCGGUGGAUGCCUGCCGUGCAAGCCGGUGCAUGUGCCGGUGCCGCCAGGGGGCCGGGUGACGACGGAGUACUACCCGGAGGCUUGGAGGUGUAAAUGUGGCAAUAAAUUGUACAUGCCCUAACUAGCUACUGCCCUUCUUCGGUUAAUUUGCCAUUAAUUGAACGUCGAUCUACUCUGAUUAGUUUCUACUAAUAUUUUUAUUUGCUUAGAAGCAAGAGGAGAAUAUAGUAUUUCUAUUAAUUAUUCAAAUCACAGUUCGAAUUUGUCGUCGCCAUAUAUUACGGAGUACUUCAUUUUUUCA
Salvia splendens (bonfire salvia) is the source of this 700-nucleotide messenger RNA. Its product is annotated as EPIDERMAL PATTERNING FACTOR-like protein 6. Lineage: Eukaryota; Viridiplantae; Streptophyta; Magnoliopsida; Lamiales; Lamiaceae. The transcript is spliced from 3 exons. Gene Ontology annotation, biological process: guard cell differentiation; stomatal complex development. Bases 92 to 520 code for a protein of 142 amino acids. The record is from RefSeq and is a predicted model, not a curated record.